Messenger RNA from Physcomitrium patens, 3683 nucleotides. RefSeq names its product vacuolar cation/proton exchanger 3. NCBI's taxonomy places the organism in Eukaryota, Viridiplantae, Streptophyta, Bryopsida, Funariales, Funariaceae. Gene Ontology annotation, cellular component: plant-type vacuole membrane. The record is from RefSeq and is a predicted model, not a curated record. Gene Ontology annotation, biological process: calcium ion transmembrane transport; intracellular calcium ion homeostasis. Gene Ontology annotation, molecular function: calcium:proton antiporter activity.
CAGGUGCUCCAAUUUCCCCAGAUCGUGACGCUGUGGGUCUCGAUGCUCCAUUUGGGCGGGUACCAGCCUCAUUGCCGCAACCUUUCCUGGAUUUUUCCUUUCUGCGAUUGAAGGCAAAAGGGCCCAGUGACCCGAGCACUUGCCUCGCAACGUGGCUCACGGGCUCUUUCGUUCGGCGGUCUGUGCGAGAUUGCAUCGACUGUGAGUGAGCUAGUUUACGGUUCUUGAGCUCGUGGGCGCAGAACCAGGAUGUGGGAUUUGUUGGCAGAUGAGGGAGCUCAGCGUUUUUUGGAUCUAGAUUUGGCUGCCCUCCAUGGCCGCUGUUGCCGAGCUCGUCGGCACCAGGAGAUGAUACAUCCAUGUACCAAGAGGGAGGGCUGGUGAGAGUGAGAGAGGAGACGAGAGAUAGAGAGGCGACAAUGGUUGUCAUCCCCCCCUUGCCCUUUUGCAAAUUCCUGGAUCGUGCUGGGAUUCUGUUGACGGGGAUGCGAAGCUUUGGCAGCAUCAGCAGCAGCAGCUCAAAUCAUGUUCACGGUGACAGUAGACAUGCUGAUCUUUUAGCCCUUUCGCGAGGGGAGAAAGCAGUCGAUCUCUCCUGCUCCGGGUGGUGAUUUUGGUGACGCGGAUGUUGAUGAAGCGGAUGCCUUGGCGGUACCAUUUCAGUUGAGUGUCGGAAUUUUGAAGCGUUGCUUUUGUCCAAGGUUGUGUGCGGCUCGUGCAGCAGCUUGAGCGGUUGGUGUCGGUAUGGCAAUGGAAGCUAGCAUGAUUGUCGACUUGGACUGGAGGGCUUGCCUGUUUUGUGGAUUUCGCUCACGAUCUUUCUGAAAGUGUAGAAAGGGGAUCUGGUGACUUCAAGGAAAAAACAUAUUCCUUCUUAGUCCGGCGAGGUACCAUCCGCAGCUUAGGAUGCCACAGGAUCGCUGGCUUGGAAAGAAUUGACGAGGUCGGGGCUUGGUUUCUAGCUGAGAGGAGGGAGUUUCAGCGAGGAUUGAAGACGUAAACUUAUGGUUUUUCGAAAGACAAUUUUCCUUCGGGGUCACAAUUAUGACCAACUGGGCCAUGGUACGGUGGCUUCGGUCCCCUCGCGCUUAGUCUGAUCGCAUUACCACCUCCGGUGUAAAGGACCAAAUCUUCACCCAAAUCUUCACUGGAAGGCAAAUGUAGUAUGUAAAUUUGAAGGGGACAACGGUUGUCUGAACAAAGCAGCUCGUUGCCUCCUCCUAAAGAUUUGAUUCCGUAUUCCACAAUCGUCUCGCAUCGUAGCUGCAGAUUGAUUACAUCGAGACUCCAGGUGCUUCCCGCGUGCAUUUAGAGCUUGGAAAAUGGGGUCAGUCGCGGAAAAUUACCAAGCGGUGCCGAAGAUCGAAGUCCCUCAUAGUGAUCACAAAGAUCUCGAGGGGUUCACUGAGUGCUUCAGAUAUCCGCUCAGGGGUCUAGUGGAAGAGAAUGCGCCACCUUCGGACUCAAGGCUACAUGGAAACGAUAGCGUCAAGAGUGACCUUGCGCACACGCCUGGAGCAAUCUGCUGCAACACGAGAUGCAGGCCGAGAAGCCGGAUUACGAAGCUGCCAACAUAUGUAUCGCGAAGUAUGUACCAUGUGCUGUUUGGAACUAAGCUGUGCUGGCUGCUGCUCUGCGUCCCCGUGGCAGUGAUCGGCGUUUCCUUCGGAGUGCUUGGACAUGGCUGGAUAUUCUUGCUUAGUUUACUAGGAAUGGCGCCCUUGGCUGAGCGACUUGGUUUCGUUACAGAGCAACUAUCAUUCUCCACCGGUUCAACAGUUGGAGGUCUCCUGAAUGCAACUUUUGGAAAUGCAACUGAAAUGAUUAUUUGUAUCAUGGCCCUGCGGAAGAAUAUGAUACGAGUUGUACAGUUAUCACUUUUAGGUUCCAUAUUAUCAAACAUGCUCCUUGUUCUAGGCUGCGCUUUUUUCUUUGGCGGUCUAAAGCAUACCCAUCAGGAUCAGAAGUUCAACAAGGUAGUUCCCGACAAAUUCUCUCUUCGCAGUGUCUGUCAGAACACAUUAGGGUUUUCUUUCAUCAGUUCGUUGGAGACAAAACCUUGUGGUUUGUUGCUAUUGCAGGUUACGGCACAGGUUAGCUCAAGUCUGUUAUUAAUGGCUGUCAUGGGUCUCCUGUUUCCUGCUGUUCUCCAUGCUACUGGUACCGAGCUCCAAAUGGGGAAGUCUGAGCUGGCUUUGUCGAGAUUCAGCAGCAUAAUCAUGUUGGUGGCCUACAUAGCAUAUUUAUAUUUCCAACUUAAGACUCACAGAGAGCUUUAUGACUCGGAGGAGGAUUCGGAUGAAUACGAUGGAGCUUCUGACGACGACGAAGUUCUGCUGGGUUUCUGGACCUCAAUUGGGUGGCUCACCAUUUUGACCAUCUUCAUUUCUUUGUUGUCAGAGUACCUUGUCGAUGCUAUCGAGGGCGCUUCAAAUUUAUGGAAUGUGCCCAUUGCUUUCAUAAGUGUUAUUAUAUUGCCGAUUGUUGGAAACGCCGCAGAGCAUGCAAGCGCUGUUAUGUUCGCCUUGAAAGACAAGAUGGAUAUCUCGCUGGGAGUAGCUAUAGGCUCGUCUACUCAAAUCUCCAUGUUCGUGAUUCCUUUCUGUGUUGUCAUUGGGUGGUCUAUGGGGACCCACAUGGAUCUCAACUUCGAAUUGUUUGAAACGGCAACUUUAUUCAUAACAGUUUUGGUGGUUGCCUUCAUGCUUCAGGAGGGCACAUCAAAUUACUUUAAGGGCUUGAUGCUGAUUCUUUGCUAUUUGAUUGUGGGAGCCAGCUUCUUCGUGCACGUCGACAUUCCGGACGCGCACCCUGGAGCUUGAAGAUUCACAAAGAGCUUUGGUGAAGGAAGUGAUUCUUUAAUGGCCACAUUGUUCAAAGGUGACUACGGUCCUCUCGCAAGGCCCCACAGGGAGGAGCCAGACAAUAUUUUCGCAGCCUUUUGGCCUCUGUACUAUAUGUGUCAGUGCACGAAGUGUUCGCUGAUGGACUUCGUUGAUAAUAGUAUCUUUAACGUACUCUUCAAGCCCACUCUAUGAAACUGGUUAAAGACAUUCAAAUUGCUUGUCAAAUGUGGUGUUCGACUAUACUUCCUGCCAACUUGGUCCGGAGGGCACAUAAGUUACCAAGACAGAUAAUGGGGCUAAUCUUGCUGUAAGAUCAUGAACGUCGAUCAAAACAUUACUAGAUGUUGACAGAUUAUCUAGUCAUCAAAACUGAUCAAAACCGAUGCUUCAUGUUGAGAGAUCUAUACAGAAAGCGAAGGUGCAGAAUUCUAAACUUUCUAGUUACUACACGUUGAUCAACGUUCCUUACCCCAUAAAAGCUUACUGCGGAGUCUUUCACAGAGUUUUCAGCAGUUGGGUUUCCAAAUGUUGCUUAAAACUUCCUCUAGUUCUUGUGUUCUCAAAUCUGAACAUAAGACUGUUGAGGCAUAUGACACAUUUAACAAUAAGUUUCUCUAUAUGAUUUUGUUACACAAAAGGUAGUGUUAUUUAUCUGCAGAGAAUUUGAUUGCGGGCGUCGUCAUGGCAAAGUGUAGAUGAGGUGUUUAAUGUUGGUAACCAACAUCGUAGUCGUAAAGGAAGACUGUAUCCCCAGAGAUGUGUAGCUAAAACGUGGAGCACAAUGUGAACCAUUUUCCCUCUAAAACUAGCCUUAAGCUCUCUUUGUUCAAUUAUUAA